Messenger RNA from Penicillium brasilianum, 1617 nucleotides. NCBI's taxonomy places the organism in Eukaryota, Fungi, Ascomycota, Eurotiomycetes, Eurotiales, Aspergillaceae. The record is from the annotation of a GenBank genome assembly.
UCCACACUUCAAACCCGCCAAAAUGUCAUACUAUUUCACAAUCCUCUCGCCAACGGACACACCCAUCUUCAAUAUCGCAUUUGGCACAUCAAAAGGUGGCGGCGAUGGCAUUGCGCGGUUUCGCUUUCCGGAUACAGCCCAGUACAUGAACCAGUUCAUCAUCCACUCCAGCUUGGAUAUUGUGGAGGAAGCUCAAUGGACGAAUGGCGCAAUGUACCUCAAGCACAUUGACACCUAUCCCCCCGCCGCAGCCUACAUCUCCGCCUUCCUAACACCGAGCGGCGCUCGCUUCCUGCUCCUCCACCAACCUCCACAACUUCCCAACUCCAGUAGCAGCAGCGGACUCGGAUCAUCGUCAUUGCUGGGCUCGUCCAGUAACCUAGCGCGCGGCUCGGCAAGCUCCAUUGCGGCGAAUCCGACAUCUCCACAAACCGAAGAGGCCGUGCGCCAAUUCAUGAUGGAGGUCUACGAAAGCUAUGUCAAGACGGCGAUGAGUCCUUUCUACAAGCAAGGAAUGGAGAUCCGGAGUCCCGUUUUCAGGACGAGAGUUAAUGCCGCGGGGAAAAAGUGGCUUUGAGUGCAUUGAAUUUCUAUUGUUGUACACGGGACUUUAUCAGCGUGGUGUUUACGGCGUGUGCAUGAUUCUACUAUAAGAUGGGGGAGCUGCGACUGCUAUCUAAAAGAAUCCCAUACAUAUCAUAUCUACAAAGGACUUGAUUUCGAACCAUCCAGCUUGCAGUUAUGUAUGAUACCCAGAAAUUAAAACCAAAAUGGAACAGCAACUAUGUUUUGCAAAGCUGUGUUAAGAUCUUUUUUGGACCGUCGAAAACACGAAAGAGAAACUUCAUUGCGACCGAAAAUCCGAGCCUCGCUAAAAUCCGACAAUUGAUAGAGAAAAAAUGGUUACCUAGAAAGCAAAGACCCGAUAUGGAGGUCAGGCUCGACGCGCUGUUCAGUCGCACGCUGUACCGUCCGGGCAAAGAAUCAUGAGAACGAAGAAUUGAAACGCCCUCGCCUUGAGAAGUGAACGCCAGCAUUUUUCUCCCUUUUCCCAGCAAUUCUUAGUCAAAUCCCGCUAAAGAAAGGGGACGGUGAAUGAUUCCACGUGAAGACUUAACCUGCCAUCUGAGGGGUUUGCUUCUUCAUGGUAGCAGCCUUGAAAUUCUCAACGCCCUGAAUCACAUCCUCAAGCUUGGCGACGGCGCCGAAAAUGCCACCUUCCAUCUUGACGGACUCCAUGGUUGCAGUGUGAAGACCCGGCUCAGCGGCCGCAGUGCCAUCAUCCAGGACCACACAGUCGAAUCCACGGUCGUUAGCCUCACGCAUGGUUGUUGAGACGCAGACAUCAGUUGUGACGCCAGCAAUGACGAUGUUCUUGAUAUUCUUGAUGCGAAGAAGGAGCUCAAAGUCGGUGUAUGUGAAAGCGCCGCGGCCAGGCUUGUCGAUGAUGGGCUCACCCUGAAUUGGGUACAGUUCAUCAACAAUAUCGUGACCCAUCUCGCCGCGGAUCAGCAGACGGCCCAUAGGGCCGGGAGAGCCAAUCCCGAGGCCAGUAGCGUUGUUGCGCGAACGAUAAGCCUCACGACUGGAGAGAGUAGAUAAGUCUGGUCGGUGGCC